AAUUCAUUCUUCUGAGCAAACCCACAAUUUGCAAUGAACUCAACAGUGCCCCCAUGGAAGUACCAUGUCUUCUUGAGCUUCAGGGGAGAAGACACCCGCAAUAGCUUCACAGGUCACUUACAUGCUGCUCUUGAACGAAGAGGUAUCAUAACUUUCAUAGAUGAUGAACUUAGUAAAGGAGAAGAUAUCUCCCAAGAACUCCUCCAAGCCAUUGAAGAAUCUCUCGUCUCCAUUGUUAUUCUUUCCCCAAGCUAUGCUUCUUCUCGUUGGUGUUUGGCUGAACUCCAAAAGAUUCUUGAAUCCAAGCGAUCUUUGGGAAGAGAAGUCGUUCCAGUGUUCUUUAACAUAGAUCCAUCUCAUGUGAGACAUCAAAGAGGUGCCAUUGGAGAUGCCUUUAAAAGCCACAGGGAGAGAUUUGCUGACAAGGUCCAAGGAUGGAGAGAUGCUUUGCGUGAAGCUGCAAAUAUAUCAGGCUACGACUGCAACCACCGGCAUGAAGCAAAACUCAUUGAAGAAAUUACAGCAGAAGUAUGGGCAAAAGUACACCCUAAAUUACCAUAUUGUUUCAACAAUGAGCUUGUUGGCAUUGAAUCAAGAGUAGAAGCAGUGAAUUCACUGUUAGAGAUUGGAUUAUGUGAUGUUCGCUUAAUCGGAAUAUGGGGCAUGAUUGGUGUUGGAAAGACAACUCUUGCAAGAAUCAUCUAUGAGAGAAUAUUUCGCCAAUUUGACGUCAGCUGUUUUCUUGCAAAUGUGAAAGAAAGCUCUGAGGCCAAUGGUUUGGUAGCUUUGCAAAGAAAACUUCUUUCCAAAAUUAAGAUACAAGCCAUAGAAGUUGAUGAUACAUAUGAGGGAAAGAAUAUAACAAGAAACCUGCUAUGCAAUAAAAGAGUUCUAGUUGUCUUGGAUGACGUAAGUGAAAUAAACCAAUUAGAGAACCUCUGUAUAAAGCAAGCUUGGCUGGGUCCUGGGAGUAGAGUAAUCGUGACAACUCAUAAUAUGCAUGUAUUGAUAGAGCAUGGAGAAUUUCAAAUUUAUGAGGCUGAACUGUUAAACAAUGAAGAAUCUCUCCAACUCUUCUGCAAGAAGGCUUUUAAAAGGGAUGAACCUAUAGAAGGUUAUUCGGAGCUGUGCACAGACAUCAUCCACCAUGCUGAGGGCCUUCCUUUAACUCUUGAAGUGCUGGGUUCUUAUUUUUGUGGAAGAAGUGAACUUGAAUGGAAAGAAGGUUUGAAGAAGAUUAAAAAGUUUCCACCAAGCAAUAUUCUAAAGAGGCUUAGAAUCAGUUAUGAUGCAUUAAGUGAUACGGAAAAGAAAAUAUUUUUAGAUGUUGCUUGUUUGUUCAAGGGAAUGAUCAGAGACCAAGUGACACAAAUAUUUGAAAUAUGUGGUGAUCUUUAUCCAACGCUUGGAAUAAGAGAACUUGUUGAGAAAUGCUUGUUGACAGAAUAUUAUAGUAAUGAUGGUGCAUGUCGUUUGGGUAUGCACGAUAUCCUUCAAAAAUUGGGCAGAAGUAUUGUUGUAGAGGAAUCACCUAAUGAUGCUGGCAGACGUAGCAGACUAUGGUCAUUAGAAGAUAUUGAUCAUGUCAUGUCAAAAAACAAAGGCACUGGUUUGGUAGAAAUUAUACAUCUUCAAUCACCUAUGCCAUAUGAAGCGAGUUGGGACCCAGAAGCAUUCUCUGCGAUGCGUAGCCUUACUAUACUCAUCAUAUCAUGUGAUGUGUACCUUCCUCGAGGUCUCAAAUUUCUUCCCAGUUCAUUAAAAUUUCUUGAUUGGAAGGCUUAUCCCUUGAAAUCUUUGCCCCAUUGUGCUCAUCUUGAUGAGCUUGUGCUCCUUAGAAUGCAUCAUAGCAAGAUCACACAAAUUUGGGGGAGUACACAAAUGUCAAAAAGGUUAAAGUUCAUUGAUUUAAGCUAUUCUGAAGAUUUCGUACGAACUCCUGAUUUCUCGAUGCUACCCAACCUUAAGCAAUUAAUUCUUGAAGGUUGCGCAAAACUCACUGAAGUUCACCCAUCACUUGGACAACAUAAGAAACUUGUUGUGCUGGAUUUGAAAGAUUGCAAGAAUCUUAAAGCUCUUCCAACUAGAAUGGAAAUGGACUCACUGAAUAAAUUGAUCCUUUCAGGGUGCUUGAAAAUUAAAAAACUUCCAGAGUUUGGGAAAAAUAUGAGCAACCUGUUGGUUCUUGAUGUGAAAAAUUGCAAAAGUCUAGUUUGCCUCCCAAGUUCUACUUGUAACUUGAAAUCUCUAAAAACUCUCAUUAUUUUAGGUUGCUCAAAAUUUUCCUUGUUGCCAGAAAAUUUGAAUGAAAAUAAUUGUCUAGAGGAGCUUGAUUUGAGUGAAACUGCUAUUAGAGAAAUACCUUCAUCCAUCAUUGGCCUACAAAAUUUGAAGCUAUUAUAUUUGAAAGGAUGUAAAGGUCUAAGUUCAAGAUCCAAUUCAUUAGCAAUGAGCUUGCUUUCCCCAAUUCAAGAGGUGUUUGGGUUGCAUUCUGAAGCUCCCAGAAGAUCCUUGUUUUUUUCUUUCAUCUCAAGUCUAGCAACUUUGAAGGAAUUGCGUUUAGAUGACUGUAACCUGAGAGUUGGAUCAAUUCCAGAUGAACUUGGCUGCUUAACAUCAUUGGAGUUACUUGUUCUAAGCGGAAAUGAUUUUGGCGGCAAUGGAUCUACUGAUAAUUGGAUACUUCCUCCUUCAUUCUCACGUCUUUCUUCAUUGAAGUAUUUAUACAUAUGUAAGUGUAAUCUCAAUGAUGGUUCAAUUCCUAAUGACCUUAAUAGCUUAUCAGCAUUGGAAAAACUUGGUUUGUUAGGAAACAAUUUCACACAUAUACCUGCUGGUUGUAUAUCUAACCUCUUGCGUCUGCAUACUCUUCAUUUGAGUCACUGCCCACGGCUCAGGUGUUUGCCAAAUCUUCCACCAAAUUUACGACGUAUAGAUACUGUUGCCUGUCAUUCAAUGCAACCUUUGUCAUUUCCAGAGUUACUAUUGAAGUGCAUUGCUUUCGCAAAUGGUUUUGUGGAAUCUUUUCCUCAUAUGCACACAAAUAACGUGAGAUUUGCCAUCUGGUGGGUUCUGGGAAGUGAAAUCCCAUCAUGGUUCCACAAUCAAGACUUUCAAUACCUUCAUAAAAUUGAUGGGUUUCAAGAUAACCAUGUUGUCCGAACUUCUGAGGAAGAAAUCUCAGAUCAAAGUUUUCGCGAAAUUAAGAACGGUGGUUUUUUACACGCUGAUUCCAUUGUGUCAAUGGAAGUAGAUAUCAAUGAUUUUCGUGGUUCAAGUGAAAGUUGCGGAAUUUCUCUUUGCAUUGUUCUACAAGAUAUGGACCUUGAUGAUGUGUUUGAUCUUUUAUACCUUAAGAUGACUUGUAGAGCUUCAGCAGAUGAAUUCUUCAAAGAAGAGAUACGAUGGCGUGUUUCUUUUGAAGGCCAUUCCCACCAAAUUUUCAUCAUGUACUUGCCCCUAAGCAAUUUUGCAGCUGAUUGCAACAAGAUUGAAGUCAUAUUUUACACUACUCGAAUUAUGCGCGAAGACAUGGAAGCAGAAUUGGAUGUGAAAGCUGACUGUGGAGAUCAUGGCAAGUUUAUAACAAGCAAGUGUGGCUGGCGAGUGACACGAAAGGAAGAUGUAGAAGAAUGGCUCAGAAAAAUCCAACAAUGCAGCAGUACCGGUGAAAACAAGGAAAUCCUUUCCCAAGAAUCUGUUCGUGGAAGAAAGAGAUACCAUGAAGGGGAAGAUCAGCAAGGAGAAGUCACUGUUAGUGAUGUGGAAACUGAAACUUGGUGUUUGGAUGAGCUUGAAAGGAUUCUUGAAUCUAAAAGAUCUUUGGGUAGAGAAGCUAUCCCAAUCUUCUGUAAGGUUCAUCCAUCUGAUGUGCGUCGUCAAAGAGGUAGCUUUGGUCGUGCCCUUCAACAGCAUGCUGAGAGAUUUGCUGGAAACAAAGAGAAGCUGAAGAGGUGGAAAGACGCCUUCGAAGAAGUUGCAAAUAUAUCUGGCUAUGACUCUACGGAUCAGCAUGAAGCAAAACUCAUUGAAGAAAUUACAGCAGAAGUAUGGGCAAAGGUACACUCUAAAUUGCCAUAUUAUUUCAGCAAUGAGCUUGUUGGCAUUGAAUCAAGAGUAGACGCAGUGAAUUCACUUUUAGAGAUUGGAUUACGUGAUGUUCGCUUAAUCGGAAUAUGGGGCAUGACUGGUAUUGGAAAGACAACUCCUGCAAGAAUCAUCUAUGAGAGAAUAUUUUGCCAAUUUGAUGUCAGUUGUUUUCUUGCAAAUGUGAAAGAAAGCUCUGGGGCCAAUGGUUUGGUAGCUUUGCAAAGAAAACUUCUUUCCACAAUCAAGAUAAAAGGCCUAGAAGUUGAUGAUACAUAUGAAGGAAAGAAUAUAACAAGAAACCUGCUAUGCAAUAAAAGAGUUCUAGUUGUCUUGGAUGACGUAAGUGAAAUAAACCAAUUAGAGAACCUCUGUAUAAAGCAAGCUUGGCUGGGUCCUGGGAGUAGAGUAAUGUGA
Molecule: messenger RNA, 4503 nt
Organism: Neltuma alba
Lineage: Eukaryota; Viridiplantae; Streptophyta; Magnoliopsida; Fabales; Fabaceae
Product: TMV resistance protein N-like
Exons: 6
Coding region: 34-4503 (1489 amino acids)
Biological process (GO): signal transduction; defense response
Molecular function (GO): ADP binding
Source: RefSeq, a predicted model, not a curated record